Aplysia californica (California sea hare) is the source of this 2488-nucleotide messenger RNA. Its product is annotated as histone acetyltransferase KAT5. NCBI's taxonomy places the organism in Eukaryota, Metazoa, Mollusca, Gastropoda, Aplysiida, Aplysiidae. The record is from RefSeq and is a predicted model, not a curated record. Gene Ontology annotation, molecular function: histone acetyltransferase activity. The transcript is spliced from 11 exons. Bases 614 to 1843 code for a protein of 409 amino acids. Gene Ontology annotation, biological process: regulation of DNA-templated transcription.
GAUUGUUUUAAAUGAAACUAUAUAUAUACAGUUUAUAGUUUAGCACACACGUUACUAAAUUGGCGGGAUGCGGAAAUCUUUUUGCAAUUAUGAAUUUCAGGCUAUUCAAGGGGAAUAGACAAUGGUGGACAAUUGGGUAAAAGUUUUACAAGAAUGAUGUCCCCUUUGCUGCACAAAGAUGAUUUGCGUUGGGUUCACAGUGGCUUAGAUUUGUAGAUUUGAGUUUCGACAUUGAUUUUUAUCCCACGUUCUGUCAUGAUCAGCUGUUUUUUCCUGACCGAGAAGCUUUUCCACUUCUUUUGCUCCACCAUGGUCAUUUUCUUACUACAACUUAAUUUUUAGAACGUAUGCAAGUGUUGUGAAGUGUGUAAUCUCUGUUGAAGUGGAAAUACGUUGACACUGGUUGUGACAAUACCAGAUAUGUGCCUUUAAGGGACCGCAGACUCCCCACAUCCAACUGAAGUAUGCUGGGUGGAAUCAGAUCUACUUCUGAACACUUCUGUGAGAUGCCUCUGAGAUCCUCAGCAUAAAAGAAUUGAAUGGGAAAAAGCUCUAUUAUAUUCACUAUGAAGACUACAAUAAACGUUUGGAUGAGUGGGUCCCAGUGGAGAGGAUGGACCUGUCCAAACUUGAGCAGCCCAAGAAGGACGUUAAGACACCAGUGAAAAAAGCAGAGGGUGUGUCUGCUGGGACAGGCUCUGUGGCUGGAGCUACUACCACAGGACCUCCCCCCGCUGGUCCACCGAGGGUUGUCAAUGGGGGGUCACGACCUCCGAGUCCCGAGAGAGAGCCAGUGUAUGAAAAUGGUUCCAUGCAAAGUCUUGGUUUGAGCAAUUCAGGAGCCAUGAAAGUUCACAUUGGAGGUGGAGGUGGAUUCAACAGGAAGCGGAAAUUAGAUGAAGAUACGGACUCGCAAGAUGCUCCGUCCACUCCACGACAAACUGGAAGCAUGGUGGCUCAUCAUGAUGACAUCAUCACCAGAAUGAAAAAUAUCAACCUCAUUGAAUUUGGGAAAUGGAGGAUCAAACCUUGGUAUUUUUCUCCGUAUCCUCAGGAGUUAACGUCCCUCCCUAUUAUGUAUAUAUGUGAAUACUGCCUCAAAUACCUCAAAAGUGGAAAGUGUCUAGAAAGGCAUCUGGCCAAAUGCUUGUACAAACAUCCACCUGGUAAUGAGCUGUACAGAAGCGACAAAAUUUCAGUUUUUGAGAUUGAUGGCAGGAAAAAUAAGCAAUAUGCUCAACACCUGUGCCUUUUAGCAAAGUUGUUCCUAGACCACAAGACAUUAUACUUCGACACAGACCCAUUUCUCUUCUACUGUAUGUGCGAACAGGACAACAGAGGCUACCAUUUAGUGGGCUUCUUCUCCAAGGAAAAGGAGUCUGCUGAGGAUUUCAAUGUGGCUUGCAUCCUGACACUACCUCCUUACCAGAGGAAGGGAUAUGGGAAACUUCUCAUAGAAUUCAGUUACGAGUUAUCCAAAGUGGAAUGUAAGACUGGGUCUCCAGAGAAACCGUUGUCAGACCUUGGUUUAUUGUCCUAUCGCAGCUACUGGUCACAGACCAUUUUAGAAAUUCUCCUGGAGAUGAAACCAAAUGAAUCAGGAGAAAGACCUUGCAUCACAAUCAAUGAAAUAUCGGAGCUCACGAGUAUCAAGAAAGACGACGUGAUCUCUACCCUGCAGCACCUCAAUCUCAUCAACUACUACAAAGGUCAAUAUAUCAUCACACUAUCGGAGGAGCAAAUUCAGACACAGGAGCGAGCCAUGGCCAAGCGGCCCAUCCGCAUAGACCCCAAGUGUCUUCACUGGCAGCCCAAGGACUGGAGUAAACGAGGGAAGUGGUAGUUAUGCAGGCUACUUUGUGGCAAGGUACUGAAUGGAGUGGCAAGGGGAGAAUACAAGCAUAUCUGUGGUAUCUGAAUUAUUUCAUGUUUUAUGCAUGUUUAUGUAAGAACAUGUUGCUUAGUAGCUGUAAGUUGUAGAGGCCUCAUUUUUGGCUAUGACUGUAUUAAUAUGUGUUGUCAAGUUUGUGUGGAAAAUCUGCAUGGUCUCCUUCAGUCUACCGCAUAUGUAGUACAAGAAUUGACAUUUAUCUUUCUCAUUGUUAAGUUAAGUCUAUUGUACUGAGUUAUACAUGGGGGGGGGGAGGUCAGAUGAUACUCCAAUGUGAAAUGCUUUUUUAUUCCUAGGUAAUUGAAGAACUUUGGGCACAAAGUAAUUUAGUGACUAAGAUAGCUCCUAACCAUUAUUUCACAUGAAGCUGGCAAAGGGUUGAGCUGUGUGUGCUUAGUUAGAGGUGACUGUGGUUUCAGAUUUGUCCUCAGAGUAAACCGUAUUCUCAUCUAGCCCUAUACAACACUGGCGAUAAAUGUUUUGUCAACGCUUAGUAAAAAUGGCGUAUUACAGCAAACCUACUCCCCCCGGGGCAGUGCCACUGACUGAAGUGUCUUUAGGCCAUUCCCAAAGGGGGACAUUUCUUGUUCAAGCAUA